GAAAGCCAUAAGCAAUAAUAUAGUGACCAGAAAGAUGAGAGUUUGUGAAGUGCUACGUAUGAAUGGAGGGAUUGGAGAUUCAAGUUAUUCCAAAAACUCUAUAAUCCCGAAAAAGGCGUUGAGUUUGACGAUGCCAAUAAUAGAGAAAGUCGUGACAACUAUGUACACCAAACUCAGGCCACGCACGGUCUCCAUCGCCGACCUCGGCUGCUCUUCUGGGACAAAUGCUUUUGGGGCAGUCUCCGGGAUCAUGAAAGUCAUAGACUGUGUCCGAAAGAAGCUCCGGCUUCAAUCGCCGGAAUAUAACAUAUACCUGAACGACCUUCCCGGCAACGACUUCAACGCCAUAUUUGGAUCCUGGCCUCAGCAUUUACAAGACUUGAAGAAAGAGAUGGGAGAAGGGCUUGAUGGGGAAUGUUUCUGCAAUGGAGUUCCUGGAUCCUUUUAUGAGAGGCUGUUUCCUACCAAUUCUCUCCAUUUCGUUCAUUCUUCUUAUAGUCUCAUGUGGUUAUCUCAGGUACCAAGAGGAGCGGAGGAGAAUAAAAGGAACAUUUACUUGGCACCAAACACUCCGCCAUGUGUGGUUAAAGCAUACUAUGAGCAAUUUGAAAGAGAUUUUGAGACAUUUUUAAAGUGUAGGGCUAAGGAGUUAGUGACUGGAGGGGCUAUGGUUUUAACGAUUUUAGGCAGGAAAAGUGAAGACCCAUGCAGCAGAGAAGGUUGUCAUAUUUGGGAACUCUUGGGAUUGGCCCUCAGUGAUCUAGUUGAACAGGGAUUGAUAAAAGAAAACAAAUUAAAUUCAUUCAACAUUCCUUUUUACACACCAUCUCCGUUGGAAGUGAAGUACAUCGUUGAAAAUGAAGGGUCCUUUUCUAUCAACUCUUUGGAAGUUACAAAUGUUCAUUGGGAUCCUUCUCAAUUUUUGGCCGAAAAUGGAUGCAAAGAAGAAGGAUACAAUGUUGCCAAGUGUAUGAGAGCAGUGUCAGAACCAUUGCUUCUUGCUCAUUUCGGUGAAGAUAUUAUUGAAAAAAUCAUGCAUCAGUACCGAAAGAAUAUUGUGGAAUCUUUGUCUAAAGGAAAUAUUCGUUUUUUCAAUGUUGUUAUCUCGGUCACAAAAAUAUGUAAAUCAUGAAAAACAUUAUGUGUAAUAAUUUACAUGGCCAAAAACUAAGUAUUGGUUUUAAUCUAAUAAUAUCAUCACCAAUUC
Messenger RNA from Cuscuta campestris, 1207 nucleotides. Lineage: Eukaryota; Viridiplantae; Streptophyta; Magnoliopsida; Solanales; Convolvulaceae. The record is from the annotation of a GenBank genome assembly.